GGCGUGAGGUGCUGGUGGCCGGCCGGGCCACGCUGCGGGAGCAGCCGCCGCCGCGUUGCACCACUGCGCCAUGUCCGGGCAGCUGGAGCGCUGCGAGUCCGAGUGGCACGAGCUGGAGGGAGAAUUUCAGGAAUUGCAGGAGACGCACAGGGUCUACAGGCAGAAGCUGGAGGAGCUGACCGCGCUGCAGACCUCGUGCAGCGGCUCCAUCAACAGGCAGAAGAAGCGCCUCAAGGACCUCAAGCACACCCUCCAGAGGUACAAGCGCCAUGCCAGUCGGGAGGAGGCGGAGCUGAUCCAGCAGAUGAGUGCCAACAUCAAGGAGAGGCAGAACGUCUUCUUCGACAUGGAGGCCUACCUGCCCAAGAAGAACGGGCUCUACUUGAAUCUGGUCCUUGGAAAUGUGAACGUGACCCUUCUCAGCAACCAGGCCAAGUUUGCCUACAAGGACGAGUACGAGAAGUUCAAGCUCUACCUGACCAUCAUCCUACUCCUGGGCGCGGUGGCCUGCCGAUUUGUCCUGCACUACAGGGUGACGGAUGAAGUGUUCAACUUCCUGCUGGUGUGGUACUACUGCACCCUCACCAUCCGGGAGAGCAUCCUCAUCAGCAAUGGCUCCAGGAUCAAAGGCUGGUGGGUGUCUCACCACUACGUCUCCACGUUCCUGUCCGGAGUGAUGCUGACCUGGCCUAACGGACUAAUUUAUCAGAAGUUCCGCAACCAGUUUUUAGCAUUUUCCAUUUUUCAGAGCUGCGUCCAGUUCUUACAGUAUUAUUACCAGAGAGGCUGCCUGUACCGGCUUCGAGCCCUGGGAGAGAGGAAUCACCUGGACCUCACGGUGGAAGGAUUCCAGUCCUGGAUGUGGCGGGGCCUCACCUUCCUCCUGCCGUUCCUGUUCUGUGGCCACUUCUGGCAGCUCUACAACGCUGUCACGCUGUUCGAACUCUCCAGCCACGAGGAAUGCCGAGAAUGGCAGGUAUUCGUGCUGGCCCUCACCUUCCUCGUGCUCUUCCUCGGCAACUUCCUGACCACACUCAAAGUCGUGCACGCCAAACUCCAGAAGAACAGAAACAAGACGAAGCAGCUGUGAGCUGCACUGGACUCGCGUGCCCUCGGCCCCCAGACCUCGGGACUGUGCUGCCAGGUCCUUCCCCCGCUGGGCUGGUGGCAUCACCUGGCCGGGGAGGCAUGGGUGCCGCCUGUCUGCACAGUAUUAGCCCCUGCCUAUUUAUGACGUAUUUAACACUGGGCCUUCCAGCUUCCCUGGGAUCUGGGGCCUUCCCUGCUUGCCCUUGGCCAUGGCCAAGGCCGAGUCAGUCUUCCUGGGGUGGGGGUGGGGGACCGAAGCCUCAGGGAUCCCCUUGGUUUCUACUCCUGUCAUUUGAACCCCCACGUGGGUGGGGGUUGGGCCGUGCUCCAGGGUUGGACCCAUGCCCACCUGCUGCUCGCCGCGUCCCAGGCACCAGGUGGAAUGCAACCCUCGGCAUCCUAUGGUGCCGGCCCCAGGCCGCUCUGCCUCUGCUGUAAGCCCCCCUCCACGGUGGGCUUCAUCACGUUCUCAGAGAACCUCCGUCUUGCCUGUCUUGCCUCGUGCUCUCUGCCUCCUGAGUGGCUGGCUGCCCAUGGCCACUGACUCCCUGGAGCCACAGGGUGGUCCUGGGCAAGGAGGCCCCAGGUCACCACCAGAGGGCGCUCUGGGCUCUGCCUUGAGGGGCCCUGGCCUUGCUGACACAGUCUGGGCGUGCUUCUGAGUGUUUGCCUACCCCCAACCUUCUGCCACCUCCCAGAUGAGCAGAAAGGGCCCCCGUCUGUGCUGGUAGGUUCUGGAAUGUGGAGGAGGGAGGUGGGGGCCUGACCCCAGCCUCUAAGUCCAGCCAGGUGUGCUGGCCUCACUGGCGGUCAGGCUGUGAGGUCGGAAGGGGAGAGGCCGGCAGGGGCCUGUGAGGGGUGUGUUUCUUCUCCCCACCCCAGGCCUUGGCUGCUGUUAGUUGUGACUUCACGGGGCCCCUAAAGGGUUUUCCAUCUUUAGACUUUAGAUUACUAAGAAGGGGAUUUCCUCUCCCCCACGUGAAAAUCAAGAUUUCUGCUUAGAAAACUGGAAAAAUCUGGCAACAUCGCCAGAGGACGUUUGUCCCAGGCCCCACCGUGCUCCCUGCUGCUUUGGGGUCUCCCACGUGGCCCCCGGUUUCCUGUGAAGCAGCAGAGGGCAGAUACCUUGGGCUUCAGUGACCAGAGUUACAGGGCAGAAACAGGAGCGAGUGGGCGUAAACAAACCUUUAUUGACAAAGACAGGCAGUGGCCCGCUGGCCUCCACUCCAAGCCAUCACUUGCCUACGAGGCCUCUGGCUGUGCCAGGACAGCAAUGCCGCCAGGUCUUCCGGGAUGGCAGGCUCUGGGGACCCGGGUGGGUGGGAAGUGCCCGUCCCUGGCACCCGGACUUCCGAGAGGCUGAGGCUCAGUUGGGGCCCCAGCGCUGGGCAGGGGAGCUGAGGCCGGGGUACCAGGAGGACAGGAGUCCCCUGAGCCCAUCCUAGGGAACACCAACUCCUAGGCCCACCAGGGGCACUUGUUCCAAAUGUCCUGGGCUGAGAGUGGGCCUUUAGCCUGGUGCUUGAGAUGCCCGCACUCCACGUUGCUGUACCUGGUUUGAUACCUGGUCUGGAUCCCGACUCCAGCUUCGUGCUGGUGUAGACCCUGGGACGGCUCAAGUCAUUCAGUCUCUGUCUGAGAGCUGGAUUGCGGUUCCAGCUCCAAGCUUUGGUCCUGGUCCAGCCCUGGCCGUUGCAGGUGUUUGGAGAGGAAACCGGCAGAGAGCAGCUCACUGUCUCAAAUAAAUAAGUGAAAAAAAGUUUUUAAAAAGUCCUGGACUCCUGACCCCAGACCUUCUAGAAGGAGGUUCAGGCUUCUGAAAAUGGCUGUUGCCCACACAGCGGUCCACGCCCUGGAUGUGAGGCACCAUCCCACGUGGAUAGGAGUGGUCCUGGCAGCCUCGAGUGAGGCUGUGAGGGAUGGAGGUGGGGCACCUGCUGCCACUCCGAACCGGCCAGUCCUGUCCUCCUGCAGGUGGGGAAGUGGGGUCUGCAGAGAACGGACUUGCCCGAGGCCACCUGGGGCUCCUGAGCCUCAGUGUCCGACCGCGGGGCACAGGGAGGGGAGGAGCCCUUGGGCAGAGGCCAGCAGGUGGUCCAGGGUCCAUGCUGACCUUCGCAGAGGUUCCCUUCUUCCCCACGGGCACCUGAGCCCAGCUGCGAAGACAGGGCGGCCAGGCUGAGGCAGAGGAGAGGGAGGGGGCUGGGCCAGCCCCACAUCCGGGGCUGCUGCCUGCCUUCCCCUGAUAGGCUCUGGGCCCAUGGCGGCCCUGAGUCCCUGGGGGAAAGAAGGAAGAGGCUGGAGGAUGCGGCCACGGCUAUCUCCGGAGUCAGGCGGGCAGAGGCACACGCACACACAUAGCCGGCGCAGGUCCCGUUCCAAGCUUCAAGUGGGUGUGCGGAGUGGGGCACGCGGCUGGCGGAGGCUGUGAGGAGGCCGCCCUGAGUCUUGGGAGGGCCGUGGAUCCGACAGUAGGUCCCCACCGUGCUCCAGCCCAGAAAGGAGCGCUCCAGAACGUCCCACGAGUCUGGCACUGGGGCGCGGGGUGGGGCGGGCCCAGCCCAGCGCUGUCAGUCCUGGGGAGGCCGCCGGCCGGGUCACAGCAGCAGGCAGAGCCGGCGUUGUUUGUGCCGCUGCGCUUUCUUCAGAGCGCUGAGGG
This is a messenger RNA of Lepus europaeus (European hare), 3748 nucleotides long. RefSeq names its product transmembrane protein 120B (gene TMEM120B). Gene Ontology annotation, cellular component: nuclear inner membrane. Gene Ontology annotation, biological process: fat cell differentiation. The transcript has 12 exons. The coding region runs from base 71 to 1090 and encodes 339 amino acids. NCBI's taxonomy places the organism in Eukaryota, Metazoa, Chordata, Mammalia, Lagomorpha, Leporidae. The record is from RefSeq and is a predicted model, not a curated record.